Trematosphaeria pertusa is the source of this 1044-nucleotide messenger RNA. RefSeq lists its product as uncharacterized. The record is from RefSeq and is a predicted model, not a curated record. Gene Ontology annotation, biological process: translation. The transcript has 4 exons. Bases 1 to 1044 code for a protein of 347 amino acids. NCBI's taxonomy places the organism in Eukaryota, Fungi, Ascomycota, Dothideomycetes, Pleosporales, Trematosphaeriaceae. Gene Ontology annotation, cellular component: ribosome; small ribosomal subunit; mitochondrion. Gene Ontology annotation, molecular function: structural constituent of ribosome.
AUGGCGGCGCCACGGUGUAUACGGCCUUUCUUUGGCCCAGCGAGGAGGGUGAAGGCGCGCCAGAUAAUAAACGCUAGACCAUGCUCCCAAACAUUUUCGCGAUCAAAGAGCUCGAAGGCCAACGAGGACGACGAGCGCGACCUUUCUCCCACUGACACGAGGAAUGUUGGAGAUGUGCAUGCGGAGAUUGAGAGUGGGAGCAUGUCGCUGGAGGAACGGCUAGAGGAUAUGGGGCUAGAUCCUGUGGAGUACAAGCGGUUGUCAAAGAGCCAAAAAGAAGCGGAAAAGCGAUUCGCAGCAUGGGAGCCGAAAGACCGCGCGGAAGCAGAGAAGAAAUGGAAAGAGCUGCAGAAUUCGCCGGAUCAUCUGACGCUACUACACAUGUACAAAAGGGCGGGCGUGGAGCCGAUAAAGUUGGCGAAGGAACGAAACAUCCAGCUCCCCGGUGGCGAAAAGGCACCCCUCGAUCCCAAAACCCAGCAAGCCCUUGACGCCCUCCGCACCCCUAUCAACGUCCAAGCCGUCCACCUCCGCCCCCUCCGCCGCACCGCCGAAUACGGCGUCCCCGUCUGCGAUCUCCAACUGCGCACCUACUCGAUCCGCAAUCUCCUCCUCUUCGCCGACUUCGCCGUGCGCGCCGCAUACUACAUGGGUCUUCCCGCACGAGGUCCCGUCCCGCUUCCCCGAAUCGUCGAGCGCUGGACAGUCCCGCGCUCAAACUUCAUUUUCAAAAAGUCGCAGGAGAACUUCGAGAGGAUUACGAUGCGGCGGUUGAUUCAGAUACAGGAUGGGCAUCCGGACACGGUGAAGGCGUGGUUGGCGUUCUUGCAGAAACACCAAUAUCAUGGCGUGGGCAUGAAGGCGAAUAUUUGGGAGUAUGAGAGUUUGGAGAGUGCGACGCGGGCUGGGUAUGAGAUCAAAGAGGGAGAUUACAAGCGGAGGAGAGAAGGCCCGAUGUUGGAGAAAGUCAACGAGAUAUUGAAGGCUAAGGGGUAUAAGGAGGCGAUGAAGGGCUAUAAGAGUCCGGCUGAAUUGAGACCGUAA